AUAUCAUUGAGAAAUUUUCUAUCAAAUUUUCACAUUGGCACCAUAUAUCGAUUUUCCAUUAUUUUCAUCAUGAACACCAAAAAUCACCAGUGCUGGAGGCUUAUCGUGGUUGCAAUUGUCCCAAUUGUGCUGCUACCAAUUUUUUUAGCAAAUGAUUCACCGUUGACCAGAUGGCUGUAUGUCUUUUCGAUCAUGGCUGUUUUCUGGAUAACGGAAGCAAUACCUUUCGCUAUCACAUCUCUGAUGCCAAUUGGUCUGCUACCUAUGCUGGGAAUUACGAGCACUGCGGAUGUUUGUAAAUUCUAUGGACAUGAAACGGUCUUUACAUUUCUGGCAUCGCUUAUUAUCGCUUCGUCGGAAGAAGCGUUUAGUCUUCGUAAGCGGAUAGCUCUGAAAAUUUUAGCCAAUGUGAAAGGUUAUCAUCGAAGGCUGCAUUUUGUGAUGAUGGCAGCUACAAUGUUCAUUUCGAUGUGGAUGCUAAAUUUUUAUGUCGUGGCAAUAAUAUCUGAAGUUUGUAUGGCAAUAUUGGAACAAUUCGAAGUGCAAGGAGCGACAGAGCUAUAUAAAGCAAAACCAAUAAAAGAAGAAACUGGUACAUUGUCACGUCCAAGUAGUAUAACCAAGUGCUACUUGUUGGGAAUCUCUUAUGCUGCAACUUUAGGUGGAUGUGCAUCACUCCCGGGAACACCAACCAAUUUAGUGUUUAAAGGAAUAUUUGAAACGUAUUUCGGUUCUGAGCGGAAAAUCUAUUUUUUGAUAUUUUUCCUUUACUCUGGUCCGAUCGUUCUACUGAACACAUUCUUAACUUGGCUGUGGUUGCAAAUCGUAUUCAUGGGAUUGCUACGUCCGAAGAGUGACGACGCUGUCGCAUUGCUUGUGACCGAGGAGGUUGCAAUAGCGAUCAAAGAAAAAGUCGCUCAGAAGUACAUUGAAAUGGGUGCAUUUAAUGCUAAAGAGAUUCGAAUCGCUGUUAUUUUUGUAAUGUUCAACCUCGUACUGAUUUCUCGACCGUAUUGGGCAGUUGGGAAUGUCGAAAUUGAAAAUGCAACUCCAAUGAUUCUAUUUGUCAUUCUUAUCUUCAUCCUGCCUAGCAGAUGGAAUUGUUGCAAAUGUUGCAACAAGAGUUCGGAUGAUAAUCAUCAAGACACACCGUUCUUAGAAUGGACAUGUGUUCGACGCAAAGUACCUUGGGGACUAAUUUUCUUGUUAGGCGCAGGCGUAGCUCUGGCGAGUAGUUUAAAAGAAUUGCUUAUAAAUGACAAGAUUCACGAACUAAUCGGUCAAAACAUUCAACUGUCACCACUUGCCAUAUCAUUCAUCGUGUGCGUAAUUUGUCAGAUAUUUACUGAAUUCUUGUCGAACACAGCGGCAGCUAACAUAGUGAUGCCCAUUUUGGCAGCUUUUUGUAUGCAUAAGAAAUUUGAAGGUCAUGCUAUUGACGUGAUGUUCCCAGCAGCACUUUCCUUAAGCAUGGCUUUCCAUUCGUCCAUUGGCACUCCUGGAAAUGCUUACGUUGCCGAUUUAAUCAAUAUACCCGCAAAAGAACUAUUUUAUUGUGGUAUUGGACCGACAAUUAUUACACUUUUGACAUGUUGGAGUACUUUCCCCACAUAUGGAAAUUAUAUUUACGAACAAAUAAAAAUGCCGAAUGGUACCGCCACUUAA
Molecule: messenger RNA, 1665 nt
Organism: Bradysia coprophila
Lineage: Eukaryota; Metazoa; Arthropoda; Insecta; Diptera; Sciaridae
Product: protein I'm not dead yet-like
Biological process (GO): succinate transport; citrate transport; transmembrane transport
Cellular component (GO): plasma membrane
Molecular function (GO): succinate transmembrane transporter activity; citrate transmembrane transporter activity
Source: RefSeq, a predicted model, not a curated record